CCAAAUAUUCAAUCUAAUUGAAUACACGCACAAGAAAGAGAUAAAAAUUGGCUCACCAUUGGAGGCCGAUCGCUUGCCGUGGUUGCUCCGCUGCGUGUCCAUGAACAUAUUCAUCCUCUGCACCUCCAAAUCAUUGGCGAAUUGCAUCCUCUGCUUCUCCAACUCCACCAUCUGCCUCAACUUCUCGGCCUCCACUCUCUGAUACACCUCCCCGAACCUCUCAAUCGCUCUCGCCAAUCUCUUCAACCCUUCUUCUCCUCCUCCGCUAUCUCUCUCCCUCUCCAUCUCAACCUCAUACUUCUCCUCGUCAUCCUCUCCAUCUCAACCUCCUCAUCUAGAAUUGGAAUAGCUGUCAAAAGUCCUAUUUACCCCUGAAAAGGUUGCGGGUACUGCUCACAAUGAUUUAAUUUGACAGAAAAUGUUACAUUGAUUGGCAGUCUUUCCCUGUCUCUCUCCCAAAAAUGCUUCCAAGGUUCCAAAAUCCCAACCUCUCUUCCAUUUCUAAAACCAACAUCAAACUGCUGCGUCACUUGUUAUGCAAUCCUCUGUGCACCCUGACUGAGCCAACCCCAGUCAGUGAAGUCACCGAGUCUCCCGAGCUUCCAAACUGGGUCAAAUUCUUCGACACUAAACGCCCAGAAAAGGCAGAUCUUGAUGAGGAUUUUGUUAUCCCUUCUCUUGCCGAUUGGGUCGAGGCUCAGAAGCUCAGAGACCCCAGAAAAGCUGUCAAGCGCCCGCUCAGCGAGACCGCUGAUACCGACGACAUCGAUAAAGUCUGUAGAAUCUUGAAAAAUGGAUACCCAUCAUGGAAAAAUGCUGCUCAAGCUCUGGAUGGGUGUGUUUUGGAUUUAUCAAACAGUUUGGUGGAACGGGUUUUGAGGAGGUUUAGCAAUGAAUGGGUUCCUGCUUUCGGAUUCUUCAUUUGGGCAAAAGCACAAACAGGUUAUAGGCAUCCGCCGGAGGCAUAUAACUCAAUGGUUGACAUUUUAGGCAAGUCCGAGAAUUUUGAGCUUAUGUGGGAGAUGGUUGAAGAAAUGGUCCAAAUUGGAGGAGGGUAUGUUACUUUGGACACAAUGAGUAAGGUGAUGAGGAGGCUUGCAAGGGCUGGCCGGUACAAGGAGGCAAUAGAUGCAUUUCGGGGGAUCGAGCGAUUCGGCUUGAGGAAAGACGUGCUGUCCUUGAACACUCUCAUGGGUGCAUUGGUGAAGGAAAGAAGUGUUGAGCAUGCCCAUGAAGUUUUCUUGGAGUUUAAGGAAUCUAUACCUUUGAAUUCUCAAACUUUCAAUGUUCUGAUACAUGGGUGGUGUAAACCCAGGAAGCUAGACAUUGCUAGAAACACAAUGGAGGAGAUGGAGAAGCACGGUUUUCGUCCCGAUGUUUUCUCUUAUACCUGUUUCAUUGAAGCAUAUUGUCAUGACAAGGAUUUUCGCAAAGUUGUUGAAGUUCUUGCUGAAAUGAAGGACAAGGCUUGUGAGCCAAAUACCGUGACAUAUACUAUAAUAAUGCAUGCUUUAGGGAAGGCAAGGGAGAUAACUAAAGCUUUGGAGGUUUAUGAGAAGAUGAAAAGGAGUGGUUGUGUUCCUGAUACUUCGUUUUAUAACUCUUUGAUUUUCCUUCUUGGUAAAGCUGGUAGGCUCAAGGAUGUUCAGGAAGUAGUUGAGGACAUGACAAAUCAAGGUGUAAAGCUGGACACUUUGACGCAUAAUACCCUGAUCUCUUCUGCUUGUGCACAUUCGCAGGAAGAGGCUGCUCUCAAGUUGCUCAAGAAAAUGGAGGAGGAAUCAUGCAAGCCGGAUCUUAAGACUUAUGCCCCGUUGUUGAAGUUGUUUUGCAGAAAGAAGAGGAUGAGGGUGCUCUGCUUUUUGUUAGACCACAUGUUUAAGAACGACGUGAGCAUUGAAGGUGGAACUUAUGCACUCUUGGUACGUGGGCUUUGUAGCAAUGGUAAGCUUGAAAAUGCUUGCUCAUUCUUUGAGGAAAUGGUGUCGAAGGGAUUCGUUCCGAAGGACAGCACAUACAACAUGUUGAUAAAGGAAUUGGAGGGGAAGAGUAUGGAGAAAGAGAAGAAUCAUGUUGAAAAGUUGAUGUUGCAGGCAAAAGAGCAAGAGAUAUAGGCAACUCUUUCCGCCACUGAAUGCCCAAAGAGUCAUGCGGAUUUGUACCCUUGGACCAUUAUCAAAUUAUAGCAUCUCUUUUUCACCAUUAUCUAAUUAUUGCGCUGAGACACAACUGGUAAUCUUGACCAUUCCUAGAGAAUUCCAAAGACAUUGCUGUUAACAGAGAUGCACGUCUUUGAUGUGAGCAAAUAGAGAUCUUUUAAGAUCAAUUUUGUUUUGAAAUGUUGGUCUCUUUAUUUUGUACUCAGUUCAUCCAAAAAACAUGUUUGGUGAGAAUCAUGACAUAUUUUGCCGUGUAAGUUGUAACUUAACCAUAAAACAAAAAAAGGAAAAUAAAAUAAUAGCGAGAAGUCCAGUGUGAACUUGGAGAAUGGGAAAAGAAUAAAACUCUUCCAUCAACCACUAUUGUCAUGAUGUCAUCCAAUGUUGCAUACAUACAAAGAAUAAUACAAUG
Messenger RNA from Prunus mume (Japanese apricot), 2571 nucleotides. RefSeq lists its product as uncharacterized. Lineage: Eukaryota; Viridiplantae; Streptophyta; Magnoliopsida; Rosales; Rosaceae. The record is from RefSeq and is a predicted model, not a curated record. Gene Ontology annotation, molecular function: protein binding.